This is a messenger RNA of Hemibagrus wyckioides, 2598 nucleotides long. Its product is annotated as serine-aspartate repeat-containing protein I-like. Lineage: Eukaryota; Metazoa; Chordata; Actinopteri; Siluriformes; Bagridae. Bases 973 to 2532 code for a protein of 519 amino acids. The record is from RefSeq and is a predicted model, not a curated record. The transcript is spliced from 8 exons.
CCUGACCACAGCCUGCUUGUGGUUACCUGGUCAACAUCCAUGAUGGUGUCUUCCAGACUCAGAUCUUUGAGUCUGUCUUCAAGUCCACCAUUGGGAACCUUUUAAAAAGAAAGAAAAAAACCCCACAGAGUUCUGGAGUGAAAGAAUAAAACUAUGCUUGUUCACUAAUAAAAUGUAGACCAUUUUGACAAGAGGACAUUAGUUUCAGACGGCAUUGCACAUCUCGGGUCAAGAAUCAGAAUACUGAACUGGAAAAAAAAUCUCUCAGAGUGAAAACUGAUCCCAAAUCGCAAUCUGACUGUGCUUACCUCAACAUCCAUAGGGAUGUCUUGGUCCCCAAGUGGCGCUUGAAAGACCUAGGUUUAAAAAAAUCAACUCAGGUUUAAAAAUUAUGAAAUUAAAUUAUGAAAUAAUGAUGAAAUAAUUCAAUUAUAAACAAAUGCACAUAAUUUGAACUUACUUUAUGUUAUUCUUCUUAACACUAGUACACAUUUUGCAUAAAGUAUUUCUCCUAUAAUAUAAAAGAAACAUGUGCUUCCCCUAUUUUAACAUGAUGAAAAACAGAAACCAUUAUUUCUUAAUCUUGUGCUCUAAAUUAACUUUAAAUAAAGCAGAAUGCACAAAACUAGCUCAGACAACACCCAGGUAUUUACAUGUUCAUUUGUUUAUUCCUAUUCCUGUUUACUCCUAUUCUAUUCAGACAAGAGUUCUGUCUAUUUCUUCCCAACAGACAAAGCUGAAAGGAUUUUGAUGCUGUUGGUUCCUUAAGAACUUAAUUUAUUUAUUUAUUUUUUUACACACAAUGGAUUAUUGAACUUAUCUAUAUUUCAACAUACCAAAGAAUAUCUGAUGUACAAAGCUGAAAGGAUUUUGAUGCUGUUGGUUCCUUAAGAACUUAAUUUAUUUAUUUAUUUUUUUACACACAAUGGAUUAUUGAACUUAUCUAUAUUUCAACAUACCAAAGAAUAUCUGAUGUACCACAAUGGAUGUGUCCUGGGAGUUCCUUCAGCUGAGGGGGAGAGGACGUUCAUAUCAUCAGCUCCUCAGCUGAAACUGCAUGGUGAAAACACAGGAUACAGAACAACGGAGAAGGCUGAAGCUGAUGCCGAGAUGGAAAGUGUCCUCACGUCUCUCGACGAACAGCUGAUAGAUGAGGAAACCAAGACUCAGGCUGUUGCUCAGGAACGUAGCUUCCAAGAAAAGAAGAAGAAUAAAAAGACCAGGAGAGGGACACGAGGAGGAAGAAAGAUGAAAGUCCAGGUCAACAAAGCAGUAGAUGAGGCUGAAACCUUGGUUCAGGUUCAAGCUGAGGCUGAAUCUGUAGAACCAGUGAACAGCAAAUCUGCUGUGGAAAUCCCCAGCAGUGAAAAGAAAAAGAAAAGGAGGAUGAGAGGGAAGAGAGGCGGGAAAAAAAAGAGGCUUCGGUCCAAACAAGCAGGAGAUAAGGCUCAAGCUGAAGUUGAGGCUGAAGCUGAAGCCGAAGCUGGUGUUCAAGCCGAGACCGAAGAAAUUGAUGCUGAGGUUGAGGGCAAGAAGGAAGCUGAGACCGAGUUUGGUGCUGAGGCUCAAGUUGGGCUUGAUGCUGAAGCUGAGGCUGAAGCUGAGGCUCAAGCUGCGUUUGAUGCUGAAGCUGAGGCUGAAGCUGAGGCUCAAGCUGCGUUUGAUGCUGAAGCUGAGGCUGAAGCUGAGGCUCAAGCUGCGUUUGAUGCUGAAGCUGAGGCUGAAGCUGAGGCUCAAGUUGCGUUUGAUGCUGAAGCUGAGGCUGAAGCUGAGGCUCAAGUUGCGUUUGAUGCUGAAGCUGAGGCUGAAGCUGAGGCUCAAGUUGGGUUUGAUGCUGAAGCUGAGGCUGAAGCUGAGGCUCAAGUUGCGUUUGAUGCUGAAACUGAGGCUGAAGCUGAGGCUCAAUUUGAGUUUGAUGCUGAAGCUGAGGCUCAAUUUGAGUUUGAUGCUGAAGCUGAGGCUGAAGCUGAGGCUCAAUUUGAGUUUGAUCCUGAAGCUGAGGCUCAAUUUGAGUUUGAUGCUGAAGCUGAGGCUGAAGCUGAGGCUCAAUUUGAGUUUGAUGCUGAAGCUGAGGCUGAAGCUGAGGCUCAAUUUGAGUUUGAUGCUGAAGCUGAGGCUCAAUUUGAGUUUGAUGCUGAAGCUGAGGCUCAAUUUGAGUUUGAUGCUGAAGCUGAGGCUGAAGCUGAGGCUCAAUUUGAGUUUGAUGCUGAAGCUGAGGCUGAAGCUCAGGCUCAAGUUGAGUUUGAUGCUAAAGCUGAGGCUGAAGCUGAGGCUCAAUUUGGGUUUGAUGCUGAAGCUGAGGCUGAGGCUCAAGUUGAGUUUGAUGCUAAAGCUGAGGCUGAAGCUGAGGCUCAAGUUGGGUUUGAUGCUGAAGCUGAGGCUGACGCUCCAGCCAGCACCAGCAGUAAAAAGAUGAAGAAGAGACGGACCAAAGAAGGACUGGAGGCAGAAGAAAAAAGAAAGCCCAGGUUAACAAAGCAGUGGAUGAGGCUGAAAACAUGGUUCAGGAAGAAGCUGGGGCUGAAGCAGUAGGAAGCAAGCCAGAAGAUGCUCAACCAGAGUGUAGAAAAUAAAGAUAUUACCUUUUAUAUUAUAAAA